GACUAGCACUUUUGAGAAUCCUUGGAAACUUUUAUUUGAUGACUUUUGUUGGAUAUUUAUUCACUCGUAUGAUGUUAUAGUAGAGUUCGUUCUCCGUAACAGCAUUUUUGCGGUUUGCUUUUCCAACGAAAGGGAUGACGUACCAAAAAGCGAAGUGAAUUUAGCUUAUCCGAGAAACUGGAUCUGUAUAUUAUAUCAACUUAUUUUAUUUAUUCUUACGCUUCCGAUAGCUUUAGUCUAUCCUCUUUUUGCAUCUAAUGAUUCAAGCGCCUGGAAAGUUCGUCCACCGUCAUUAAGAGACGAUGAUCACGAUAAUGAAAAAUGGUUUUUCAUAAACGGCAUUGUGGUGGAUUACAGAUGGUUAGAUGAAAACUGCAAGUAUUUGGAAAAACGGUUUAACAGGGGAGUUACGGGCAUUCAUAAUACUACUUAUGGUGUUUUCUGGGACUUAGUGGAGACAAUCUUUGUAAGAAGUUUUGAUAUUGAUGUCUCGGCAAUACGCCUUGCUGCAGAAAAUAUUCUCCCUGAACUUAAGAAUAAAAAAAUUGAAACUGUUCGUCUGAUCGCACAUUCGGAAGGAGGAGCCAUGGCAAAUUUAAUCAUGAGGAAAUUAUAUAUGGAAUUGAGUUUAACUGAUGAGGCACAUUUACUUAAGAAACUUGAGGUAUACACAUUCGCUAAUGCAUCCAGGGAAUUCAUAAACCCCAACGGCCUUGUUAGACGUAUUGAACACUAUGCAAAUAAGCGAGAUCCAGUUGCUAUGAUAGGUGUUCUUAGUAAUAUGAAUAACGUUCGUUUUCAAGGAGAUAUCUUUGUUAAUGAAAGUAGGAAUGAUGGUAAAGGCCAUUUGCUCAACACAUUCUAUAGCCUUAAUGCUAGUGAUUAUAAUUCUCAGAAAUCCGUUAAAUCCCUUCCUACGUUAUUAAAUCUCCCCGGGUUUGUAGCAAAUUUACCUAUUAAUGCGUGA
Messenger RNA from Dentiscutata erythropus, 967 nucleotides. The record is from the annotation of a GenBank genome assembly. Lineage: Eukaryota; Fungi; Glomeromycota; Glomeromycetes; Diversisporales; Gigasporaceae.